AUGAGUUAUCAAGCAACAAUUGACUCUGCAUCUUGUAAUAAUACAACCAAUAAUGUAAAAUAUCAACCUGAUCAUAGUAAUGGAACAACUUUAUCACCUUCAACUUUAUUUAUUGAUGAAGCAGAAUUGAAUCAAAAAUCAAUCAAUAAUGAAAACAACAACAAUAUAAAAUCAAGUGGAGGUGGCCAGGAGGUUGAAGAACCAAAGGAAAUAUAUUUGGAAUGUGAAUGGGUAUUUUAUUAUGAUGAAGGUGUACCAAAAGGUGCUUCAUGUGAUGAUUAUCAAUCUCAUAUAAAGAAUUUAGGUUCAUUUAAUUCUGUUCAAGGAUUUUGGAGAUAUUGGAAUAAUAUAGUAGAUGUUUCAUUAUUUCCAAUUGGUGCCAAUCUAAGAUUAUUUAAAGCUGGUAUUGCACCGACAUGGGAGGAUCCAGCCAAUGAAAAUGGUGGAAAAUAUUCUUUAAUGUGUACAAAAGAACAAUCAAGUAAUAUUGUAAUGAGAUCCAUUCUAACUUUAAUUGGUGAACAAUUGGAAUUUGGUCUUGAUGUUUGUGGAUUUGUUUUGGCAGUUAGACCAAAUAGACAUAUUGUUAGUAUUUGGAACAAAUCAAGUGAAAAUCAAGAAAUGAUUGAAAAGACAUCGACAGAGUUGUCUAGUUUUAUUCAAGGUAGAAUAUUUAAAUAUACAUCACAUAAACAAGCUGCAACCAUGUCACCGUCGAUGGCACCUCCCUCUCCUUUACCCAACGGUACCGUCAAAACCAACACAAUUCAACAAUCACCUAAAUUAUUAAGAGAAUAUAGUGCUCAAUCAUUAAAUUCAAACGCAAAUGGUAACAUCAACAACAACAACCCAAACAAACAGAAAAAAGAGGCAUUCUCUCAUAAAAAGAGUAUUUCAACAUCUUCAUUGGUAUCUCCAUCACCUUCUUCUUCUUGUUCAUCAUCUCCUUAUCAACAAUUCAAGGUACCAAUGGAAAAGAAGAAAUCAAACGCAUUCCCAAUCCCAAUCACAAUCCCAACCCCAACCACCACCACCACUCCAUCUAUAUGUUUAACAUCUGUUGAUUUACUACCAAUUCCAUUGUCAAUACCAUUGGAAUCAGUUUUACCAACAACAACAACAACUCAAACAACGACGUUGGUUUCAAAUUCAUUACCACCAAUACCUCUUUUACCAUCAUCAACUCCAUCCUCCUCUUCUUCAUCAAGACAUUAUAAAUCACAUUCAAAUGUUGAAGAGUCACUUCCAACAUCAAUACCAAGUGUUGGUAUUGAAUACAAGGCAAAUAUGUUGACUUCUGUUUCAUCACCUUCACUUGCAACUAUUGGUCAAUCUCCACAAAUUGAGAAACCAAUUAAAAAAGAAGAAAAAGAAAAGGAAAAGGAAAAAGAAAAGGAAAAAGAAAAAGAAAAGAUAAUAGAAAAGAAAAUUGAAAAUAUAAAGGAGGAUUCUUUGGAUGAAUCACUUCAACAACAACAACAACAACAAACAUUAACAAUAAUCACACCUAAAACAUCUUGUAUUGAAAAUAAUAAUAAUCAAAAAGAAGAAGAAGAGGAAGAAGAAAAAAUAGAUAAUAAUAAUACUACUAAUAAUAAUAUACCAAUUUCACCAAAACAAUUACAACAAUCAAAACAAAGAAUUAAUAAUAAUAAUAUUCUAACUACUCCUAUUAAACAUAAAAAAGGAGGUAAUCAUCACCAUCAUCAUAAUCAACGUCAAACAAACAAGAAAUCAAAACAAACCAAUCGAUUUAAUUUUGUAUCAUAUUGUAAAGAGAACUAUGUAAUGUUAACACUCUUGUUUAGUGCUAUGAUACCAGUGAUAGUACUAUUACUCCAUUCUUUUUAA
Messenger RNA from Cavenderia fasciculata, 1851 nucleotides. RefSeq lists its product as uncharacterized. Gene Ontology annotation, cellular component: eukaryotic translation initiation factor 4F complex. Gene Ontology annotation, molecular function: RNA 7-methylguanosine cap binding; translation initiation factor activity. Bases 1 to 1851 code for a protein of 616 amino acids. Gene Ontology annotation, biological process: translational initiation. NCBI's taxonomy places the organism in Eukaryota, Evosea, Eumycetozoa, Acytosteliales, Cavenderiaceae. The record is from RefSeq and is a predicted model, not a curated record. The transcript is spliced from 3 exons.